Messenger RNA from Ostrinia nubilalis (European corn borer), 4142 nucleotides. RefSeq names its product transmembrane GTPase Marf (gene Marf). Gene Ontology annotation, molecular function: GTPase activity; GTP binding. Gene Ontology annotation, biological process: mitochondrion localization; mitochondrial fusion. The transcript has 16 exons. Gene Ontology annotation, cellular component: mitochondrial outer membrane. The coding region runs from base 244 to 2556 and encodes 770 amino acids. Lineage: Eukaryota; Metazoa; Arthropoda; Insecta; Lepidoptera; Crambidae. The record is from RefSeq and is a predicted model, not a curated record.
GAUGGCCAAAAAAUGCAAAUUGAAAACAGAUAAAAAAAAACAUAAAUGAAAAAAAUUAGUGGUAUGUAAUUUUUGUUGAAAAUAAAUUAAUUUAAUUACAAGUUGUAAGUUUAAAAUGAUUCCAUAAGGCUUAGUCGCACCCUGCAUGUUGUGUUCGAACUGUAGAAGUGGUACAGUGACUAUAUUGUUGCCUUGUCCGGCGUAAGGUUCAGCUAACGACAACCGUGCGUCUUUCCUUCCCGUAUGGCUGCAUAUGUUAACCGCUCGAUAUCCAUGAUGGCUGGCGACGGGCCCCACAACGUUGCGACUCUCAACAACGGCUCCGUGCGCGUCAACAUGUCCAAUGUGGACUCUCCGCUCCAGAUAUUUGUGAGGGCUAAGAAGAAGAUCAAUGAUAUUUUCAUAGAAAUUGAUGACUAUGUUAAAGAUGCAGUCACAUUUAUGCAUGCAGUGUCAGGCGAGAAAGGCAUCGCGACGCCGCAGGACGUCGCCAACGUGGAGGCCUACGUCAGCAAGGUGCAGGCCAUCAGGGAGGUCCUCAAGCGAGAUCACAUGAAGGUCGCUUUCUUCGGCAGGACGAGUAACGGCAAGAGCACGGUGAUAAACGCCAUGCUGCACGACAAGAUCCUGCCGAGCGGCAUCGGGCACACCACCAACUGCUUCCUGCAGGUCGAGGGUUCCGACACCGACGACGCCUUCCUCAGGACCGAGGGCUCCGAGGAGAAGCAGAAUGUACAGUCGGUGAGCCAACUAGGGCACGCGUUGUGCGCGUCACGACUGCAAGAAUGCUCGCUGGUGCACGUGUACUGGCCGCGCGAGUUAUGCGCGCUGCUGCGCGAUGACGUCGUGCUGGUGGACUCGCCCGGCGUCGACGUCACGCCCAACCUCGACGAGUGGAUCGACCAGUACUGCCUGGACGCGGACGUGUUUGUGCUGGUCGCUAACGCGGAGUCCACGCUCAUGGUCACCGAAAAGAAUUUCUUUCACAAAGUCUCGACAAAGAUAUCACAGCCGAAUAUAUUUAUACUGAACAAUCGAUGGGAUGCCUCCGCGUCCGAACCAGAAUACUUGGAACAGGUGCGCACGCAGCACGCAAAUCGCUGCGUGGACUUCCUAUCGCGCGAGCUACGCGUGUGCUCGCCCAAGGAGGCGGAGGAGCGCAUCUUCUUCAUCUCCGCCAAGGAGGCGCUGCUCACGCGCAUGCGCGAGCGCGAGAAGCCCGUCUCCUCGCCAAUCCUUGCCGAAGGGCACCAAGUCCGCUACUUCGAGUUCGUGGACUUCGAGCGCAAGUUCGAGGAGUGCAUCAGCCAGUCCGCCGUGCGCACCAAGUUCGCGCAGCACUCGCGCCGCGGGAAGAACAUCGCUGCUGACGUGCAGGGCGCGCUCGAGCAGGUGUACAACAGCGCGACGGACCGCAAGGCGUCGAUGGUGGAGAAGCAGCGCGUGCUGCACGAACAGCUGUCGGCCAUCGAGGAGCAACUCACCACCAUCACGCGCCAGAUGAAGGACAAGAUCAACCGCAUGGUCGAGAGCGUCGAGCACAAGGUGUCGCUGACGCUGAGCCAAGAGAUCCGUCGCCUAUCAGCGCUGGUAGACGAGUACUCGACGCCGUUCCGCAGCGAGCGCGCGGCGCUCGAGGCGUACAAGCGCGCGCUGCACCGCCACGUGGAGGCCGGGCUGGGCCAGCGCCUCAAGAAGCGCCUGUCCACCGACAUCGGCCACGAGAUGGACGAGGCGCAGAAGGAGAUGGCUGAGCGCAUGUACAACAUCCUGCCGAUGCACAAGCGCGCGGCCGCCGCGUCGUACAUCAUCCCGCACCAGCAGCCCUUCGAGGUGCUCUACCGCCUCAACUGCGACAACCUGUGCGCCGACUUCCAGGAGGACCUCAGUUUUCGCUUUUCGUACGGCAUCACGGCGCUAAUCCAGCGCUUCCAGGGUAAAAACACAAACAAGAUUGCUCUCAAGAACCCACCAAACUACACACAGAUACCUCCUUCAGUGAGCAACCCGCCGCUGCCGACAUUGGAAGUGGCCCGCAGCAACGGGCCGCUGGGCGUGGGCCCGCUCAGCGCGGAAGAGUGGGGCUUCAUCUCAAAGUUCGCGCUCGGCGCUCUCACCUCGCAGGGAACCAUGGGCGGUUUAUUGCUCUCUGGCUUGCUCCUAAAAACCGUCGGCUGGCGCAUCGUAGCAGUAACAGGCGUGCUGUACGGCGCGCUGUACGCUUACGAGCGGCUGACGUGGACGGCGGCGGCGCAGGAGCGCGUGUUCAAGAAGCAGUACGUGGCGCACGCCAGCAAGAAGCUGCGCCUCAUCGUCGACCUCACCUCCGCCAACUGCAGCCACCAGGUGCAGCAGGAGCUGUCGACGAUGUUCGCGCGGCUGUGCCGGCUGAUCGACGAGGCGACGACUGAGAUGGACGGCGAGCUGAGCGAGGUGAAGGACGCCAUCAAGCUGCUGGACGCCGCGUCCACGUCCGCCAAGAAGCUGCGCAACAAGGCCAACUACCUCUCGCACGAGCUCGAGCUCUUCGACGACUCCUUCCUCAAGCACAACUAGCCAGAGCAAUAUUUGCAACGGUUACUUCAUACAAUGACGCGAAACUUCGAAGUCCGAAGCCGGCCCUUUGCGGACGCGCCCGUCUGUUGGAAUAGAACAUAUGCAUACGCCAGCUAUUAUUGUAUCGUUGUAUCUAUAUUGGGACUUAGAGACGCGGCGGUGGGCCGCUUCAUACGGCCUAAAGUCGAUUCAUUCAUAUACAGAUCGCUACUCACAAAUUUGUUCUUUAAGAAUGAAUGGGCUUUAGCUCAGUUCAAGAAAGCCCGCUGCCGCUUCACACUUACAUGUAUCGGAAGUUACGGGCGGCGCCGAAGUACUUUAUUUUUAAGUGAAACGUUCCACUCGCCUCCUGAGCGACAUGACAGUCCGCGGGACAUCCCGCCGAGGCCAGCUUCGAAGGUAAACAUUAUGUAUAGACCUUGUACAGUCGUUGAUAUACCUCCUGUAAAUUAGUACUUUGUUGUUGUUGUUUUAAAGUUAUUUAUCACUUUUUUUAUGUAUUCUAUAAUGAUGAAAUCACGAGUAGAAUCGACUAAAAUCUUAUUAACUGUCUGACAUUAUAAUUUACUGCUUCUUUAUGGAUUAAAUGUUCCUGUUUUAUUUUAAUUUUGAAAAUGUUUACCUUCUUUUUACAAACGUGGUGCUACCAAUGGGAUGUAUAAAAACGGCAAAAUUCAUGAACAAACAUUGGAACUCGUUCUUAGAUACGGAGAUGUAUAGAAAUUGUUAAAGUAAUGGAGUUAUCUUUAUAAAUUGUUCGAUGUACUUUCUAAUCCUGCGUUAUUCAUUCAGUAUUUGUAUUCAUGGCUGUUUCUGCUUGUUUUCUAAUACAAAUAUUGGUUAUUUAUUUUAGGGUAAAUGUGCAUUUUAGCAAACUUGGGCUACUGAAGUUACUGUCUCUUUAGUUACCAAAUGCACUGUCGGCUGUGAGUUUACAUUCACACUCAUUCUAAUCGUCCAGGGACAAAAAAAAUACUAGGAAGAGAAAGUUAACUGUGAUACUGUUUUAUUGUUUCUAACCUCGUCUUGAAAAGCUCAUGUACUAACCUUCAUCUACAGACGUAUACUCACAGUCGGCAGGGGUGUAGUUGAACUCGCUAAGUUUUAAUUUAUUAUUGUGCAUUACAUUUCAGAGUUGUGCGACUUGAUAUUGCAUGUUACCUUUAUUCUAUCAAGGUUCAAGAUGCCUAAAUUAGAUAAUAAAUUGGGAUAAUUUGCCAUUUUAUUGCAGUUGGUCUCGAAAAUUUAUUUGGUAUUCUAGGGCCCAUCAAUGUUCCUCUAGCAAUCCAAACGUGCAAUACAAGUCGCCAACUUUAUCAUAAAAUUAGAUGACUCAGCUUCUCACUUUACAUAUUGUUAUGUAUUCUCGAGUAACAAAGAAUUUUUUAGUCGCAACUGUGACGCGAUGUUAUUUUAUACGCAACGUACAUCAGUCCGCAUGGCACAGUGGCAAUGAACUUCAAUUGAAGCUGGGCGCCAUACAACUGUUUGAUAUUAGAUAGUUUUUGUUGUCCAUUGUAAUUAGUUAUCGCAUAAUUAGGAGAAUUUUCUUAUGUAAAUAAACAAAUAAAGGAUUCCUUUAUAAA